AUGACAUCAAUUGAAACCGUUGUUUUGGGAAUUCACAGGGUCAAUGACUUGAAGACUGGUACACUGAUAGGAAUUGACAAAUAUGGGAACAAAUACUACGAAGACAAAAGAAACUUCUUCGGUCGACACAGAUGGGUCAUCUAUACUGAUGAAAUGAAUGGCAAAAAUACGUUUUGGGAAGUUGAUGGAAGUAUGGUGCCCCCCGAAUG
Molecule: messenger RNA, 209 nt
Organism: Merops nubicus (carmine bee-eater)
Lineage: Eukaryota; Metazoa; Chordata; Aves; Coraciiformes; Meropidae
Product: NADH dehydrogenase [ubiquinone] 1 alpha subcomplex subunit 12-like
Exons: 2
Biological process (GO): mitochondrial respiratory chain complex I assembly; response to oxidative stress
Cellular component (GO): membrane
Source: RefSeq, a predicted model, not a curated record